CGACUGAUGUUGAUAUGACAUGACAUAUUAAGAAUAUUUUGUAUUUGUUUGUUUUCAGUUUUCAUUCAUUGCCAAUAUUUUAUUGCUCAUUUUAAAGUAGCUAUAAAUGCAUCGUUGAGUGAUAUUUGCUUGCAGUCUUAUUAAAUUUGUUGAAGCAGUUUGUGCCUGAUUCUAUGUUUUCAUUUUCUAUUGUAUUUCGAAAUUUGCAAUUCUCAUUUGUUACACAUAGUUAAUUUCAUUCAUUCAUUAACAUUACAGUUCUCUGUUUUAUUGGCACAUAUUUCAAAAAUCAUAUCAUAGGAUAACUUGGUAACUAAUUGCUUUAUGCAUGAUAAUGAUAAAUCGCGUAACUUCUCGUUUAUCAAUGGUGGUCGUAACGAUGUCACGGUAUAAAUCCACAAGAAGCAGUUUUCCUGCCGUGCGCCGAAUUAUUGGAGAAACCGACGUUCAUUUGCGCUAGAAGUUACUCAGAUAAGUCAAGUAAAAACAAGAUAAUGGUCGACCCAAGGCAUGUUGUCAGUUAUGAAGAUAUUCUGAAAGUAAUCCAUAAACCAGAGAAGUUGAUUAUUGAUGUCCGAAACCCAGAAGAAGUGAGCAGUACUGGAAAGAUACCAUCUAGCAUUAACAUUCCAUUGAGCUCAGUGUCUGAUGUCUUGGCCUCAAUGUCUAACGAGGAGUUUCAGAAGCAAUAUCAUAGAACCAAACCAUCAUCUUCUGACGAGCUAAUUUUCUACUGCCAAUCUGGUAGGAGGUCCACUGAAGCCUUAGAUAAAGCAUUAAAGCUAGGGUAUACUAAGUCAAAAACUUAUCUUGGGAGUUGGAAUGACUGGUCCAGUAAAAAUCGAACAUAAAAUCUAAUAUUUUUUAUUGUGAAACAAUAACUGUUUUAUUUAGUAGUUAAUCUUUGUUCAUAUUUUUAAUAAAUUGUUAUGUCAGAA
This is a messenger RNA of Plodia interpunctella (Indianmeal moth), 938 nucleotides long. RefSeq names its product thiosulfate sulfurtransferase/rhodanese-like domain-containing protein 3. The record is from RefSeq and is a predicted model, not a curated record. Gene Ontology annotation, cellular component: mitochondrion. Lineage: Eukaryota; Metazoa; Arthropoda; Insecta; Lepidoptera; Pyralidae. The coding region runs from base 495 to 851 and encodes 118 amino acids. Gene Ontology annotation, molecular function: thiosulfate-cyanide sulfurtransferase activity. The transcript is spliced from 4 exons.